AUGUUAGCCCAACCCGUAUUGAUGAAGGCGAACCACUGGCAUGUCGUCAGCGCUAAGAUCAGUGGUCCUUCUUCGGAUUGCGGAGCUACAGGGCGUCGUGUGGUGGAGUGCGACGAUGUGACCUUUACCUUUCGAAAUUCUGCUAUCUCCAACAAUGGUACUGAUGUAAACGUCGGACAAAUACCGGAAUUAUACUACCAGUACGGUACUUGCAUUCCAAGCAUGUCUAAUAAAUUAGCUAUCUACCGAUUGCUAGAACACUCUCAGGAUUGCUUUGGCAUGCCCUUAAUUUAA
Molecule: messenger RNA, 294 nt
Organism: Strongylus vulgaris
Lineage: Eukaryota; Metazoa; Nematoda; Chromadorea; Rhabditida; Strongylidae
Source: the annotation of a GenBank genome assembly